Molecule: messenger RNA, 966 nt
Organism: Sphenostylis stenocarpa
Lineage: Eukaryota; Viridiplantae; Streptophyta; Magnoliopsida; Fabales; Fabaceae
Source: the annotation of a GenBank genome assembly
AUGGACCGACCAAUUCGCGAUUCGUCAGACACCUAUACUUAUGUUUCCGAUGAGGAAUCCGUUGUUUCUGAUUGUGAGAGCGGGGUUUCCGGCGGCGAGGGGCCGUUCAGCGGAGGCUUUGUGCCGGCAGGGGAUGAUGGACAUCAUGUCCAGGCUAGAUUCGUCCGGACCUUGGCCUCUAACGGGUUGAGACCCGAGGUUGUUGCGAUUGGCAAGAACGCGCAUUCCUCCGUGAUGGCGCGAGCGCGUGCUCAGUCCUUUCAAGUUUUCGCGCGUGCGGUGACGGAAUUGCGCGAUGGUCAUGCCAACGUUAGGUUCGCUUGGUACGGUGCGUCCGGUAAGGAUGAGAUAGCUGAUAUCGCCCAACAUGGUUUCGGCCACGCGCACUGUAACGGCUUGCGUCUCUCUCCACUUGAUUGCCCACUUGAAAGGCACGCUGUUAAGAGCUCCGGUGUCGACGGUGACGGUGUGAGGUACUUGUUGCUGUGUAGCGUUAUCUUGGGGAAGACGGAGGUGGUGCCACGUGGCUCCAACCAAUGCCGUUCGAGUUCUGAAGAGUAUGAUUCUGGGGUGGACGAUCUUUUGGCUCCCAAGGAGUAUGUUAUUUGGUGUAACCGGAUCAACACUCAUGUAUUGCCCGAAUACGUAUUGAGUUUCACGCUUCCUUCCUUGAAAGGGAAUGUGAAUAUUGGGAAACCUUUGAGGCCUUCUUCGCCAUGGAUGCCAUUCCCAGCUUUGGUUUCGGUGCUCUCGAAGAUUUUGCCUCCGGCUCAAGUUGCCAUCAUUGUCAAGAUACGCAAAGAUUAUACGGAAUUGAGGAUUUCUCGAUAUGAGAUGAUACAGAGAGUAAGAAAUAUAGCAGGCGACAAAUUGUUAAUUUCCAUCAUCAAAUCUUUCAGAGCCAAGAAAACACCUGCAAGCUUUAAAGCAAACAAGGGGAAAGAAGGGCAAGGGGACAGCCAGUAG